AUGGCUCAGAGAAAGGAACUCGACCUAACCGGCGUCAAGCAGAACACCCGAAUGUGGCUAGUCAAGGUUCCUAAAUAUCUGUCACAGCAAUGGGCUAAAGCCCCUGGAAGAGGUGAAGUUGGGAAACUGAGGAUUGCCAAGAAUCAAGGAAAGACUGAAGUAUCAUUUACUUUGAAUGAGGAUCUUGCAAAUAUUCAUGAUAUUGGUGGAAAACCAGCCUCAGUCAGUGCUCCUAGAGAACAUCCGUUUGUCUUGCAAAGUGUUGAAGGACAGAUGUUAACAGUAUUUUCUGAGAGCUCAUCAGGUAAACUCUCAUUAGAAGGAAAGGUGGAACAAAGAGUCGAAUGCCGACCUGUUGCCAGUGAAAACUACAUGAGAUUAAAGAGAUUGCAAAUAGAAGAAUCUUCCAAACCUGUAAGGGUAUCACAACAACUGGAGAAAGCUGUAACAACAAAUUACAAGCCUGUUGCUGAUCAUCAAUGUAAUAUUGAAUAUCAAAGGAAAAAGAAAAAUGAUGGAAAGCGAGUUAAGGCUGAUAAACAAUAUGUAUUAGACACGCUGUUUUGUGCCUUUGAGAAACAUCAGUAUUAUAAUCUUAAGGACUUGGUGGACAUCACAAAACAACCCGUGGGAUACCUAAAGGACAUCUUGAAAGAAAUUGGAAUUUACAAUAUGAAAGGGAUUCACAAAAACACAUGGGAGCUGAAGCCAGAAUAUAGGCAUUAUCAAGGAGAAGAAAAGAGCAAUUGA
Messenger RNA from Marmota flaviventris (yellow-bellied marmot), 750 nucleotides. NCBI's taxonomy places the organism in Eukaryota, Metazoa, Chordata, Mammalia, Rodentia, Sciuridae. The record is from RefSeq and is a predicted model, not a curated record.